CGCCGAGCCUCGGCGGAAACAAUGUGGUUCCCCUGUCGUUUCAUCAACCGUGAGGCCUUGACUACUAGUCAGUAAGUGCUCGCCACAUUGGCGGUCUUUUACGAGCGAUGACGGAGACAAGGACUCGCGCUCAUGGAUCUCCGCCGAUUCAGCCGGAAGCCGAACCGCCACGGAAGAAGGUCCGUAAAGGCACCCGGAGUUGCUGGGAGUGCAAGAGACGCAAGAUCAAGUGUGUGAUGGAAGGGCCCGCCGAGACUCUCUGCCAAGGUUGCAAGGGGCGCGGCACCGCAUGCAUCGGCCAGGAGUUCCCGGAUGUGCCCACCAUUCCGGGGACCCCCGGGACCAGCAGCAAACAGGUCGGGGUUGAAGAUAGGCUUGGCCGCGUCGAGACACUGGUUGAGCAGCUGGUUGAGCACCUGGUCAAGGAUAAGGAUGUUCGUGCCAGCGGCGCCCCAAAAGACCCGGACCUCUCGGAUUACCUGCGCCGAGAUUGCCCACCGAGGCCGGUCCCUCCACUAACGCCAGCCACUUCCGAAGUGCAGCAUGUACGAUCGCCUUUCAGUACCAAAUACGCCGAGCUGUCCCACAAGCUCUGUGCGGCAUGGCCCAGCCAGCGCGACAUCGAUCUGCUCCUGAGCGUCCCGGUCGGGACCGCUGGGUUCCUCUUGGAGAAAGCGAGCUGUGCGAAGCGCCUGAACUUCUCGUCACCCCGGGAAAUCCUACGGCUCGCCCCUUUACCGGGAGAUCAUCCAACGCUGAUUGCAAGAAGACUCUUCUUUCUUGCCAUCUUUCUGCGAGGCGUCCCGUCCAGCGUGCCGGCUCUAGGGCGCCUGAGUGUGAGCUACCGCCAACUCAUGACGAGGGCUGCUGAGGCAGCCGGCCUAGUCACCAGCAACGAUGCGCUCGUCAGCUCACUCGAGGGUAUCGAGUGCAUCGUAAUGGAUAUCGUCUACCAGGACGACGCGGGUAACAUCCGCGGAGCGUGGAUGGCGGCUCGUCGGGCAAUCGCCAUGGCCCAGAUGUUGGGCAUACACCGCGUCUCUCGGGGGACCAACUCUUCGUCACCGCAGGUCCUCGAGCCGGAGAGUCGGACACGGCUGGACCCCAAGCGCAUGUGGUUUCGUCUGGUGCAGACAGACCUUUACCUCUCCCUGAUGUUAGGCCUACCGCCCGCCUCGUCCGACACCGACAUUGCGUCCCAAGAGGCCUUGGAGGGCUGCACGGCUGUGGAGAGAAUGCGGCGCUUCCACUGCGCUGCAACUGCUCGUAUCCUACAGCGUAACGACGACAAUAUGAGAGACAGCGCGUCGACGUAUGAAGUUGAUGGCCUGUUACAAAAGGCAUCCGCAAGCAUGCCGCCCCAGUGGUGGUUACCCCCCACCUUUAGUGUUUCUCGACGCCGCAGUGGCCAGGGAGACGAUCUGGAGGUGGUCUCGCUGGAUGAAUGGUUGCGCGUCAUGGACCAGCUAGUGCACUACCAUCUCCUAGAGCGCCUGCAUAUGCCCUACCUGCUGUGCUCUGCCGGCGAGGCCAAUGACAGCCGUAUGUGCACGUACAGCAGGAUCACAGCCCUCACCGCCAGCCGCGAGGUGCUCUCCCGCUUCGUGUCAUUCCGCAGUGCCAAUCCGACCGGCUUGUAUUGCACCCACUGUCUCAACUUUCUCCCCUUCACCUCUAGUUCCAUCUUGUGCCUCGCCCAUAUUGAGGCCUGGCGACGCCGUCAUGCUCAGAGUUACGCCAACAGCGCAGAAGGCCCUCAGAACCGCGAGGCAAAUCACAGUAGUGCAUUCGACUUCUUCAUACACCAGAGACCGAACGACCGCGGCCUCGUGGAGCGUACUGUGGAGUGUCUCGACCAACAAGCCAGUGCCCACGCAGACGCUGUCGCGUUGAAGAUGGCCACCAUCCUCCGCCAUCUUCUCGCGCUGGAGGAGGAUGCCGCCAACGGCGGCACCUACCACACCAGUUCGCGGCCGUGGUCCCCGGGAGUGGGCGAGGACGGAGGAGAGUCCGGCGAUGUCGAGCUCGGGAGAAUGGGCGACGGGGGUAAGGCGCUGCGCAUCCGUAUUCCGCAUUUCGGGAUCAUCGAGUUGGAGCGUGUCGAACAACAAGCCUCGCACUUGCUUGUGCCUGCUGACCACCUGGCGGUUGAGGCGGACGACUGGACCCUGCAGGGAGUGGAUAUGGCUUUCGAAAACCUCAUCCGCGGAGUGGGAGAGCCGGAUGGGGUUGCCGAUGAGCAGUGGGCGAGAUGGGAUGGCUUGUGAACCGUCUUGAGUUGCCUAGCGGAU
Chaetomium strumarium is the source of this 2291-nucleotide messenger RNA. RefSeq names its product putative Zn(II)2Cys6 transcription factor. The transcript is spliced from 2 exons. The record is from RefSeq and is a predicted model, not a curated record. The coding region runs from base 108 to 2267 and encodes 719 amino acids. Gene Ontology annotation, molecular function: zinc ion binding; DNA binding; DNA-binding transcription factor activity, RNA polymerase II-specific. Lineage: Eukaryota; Fungi; Ascomycota; Sordariomycetes; Sordariales; Chaetomiaceae. Gene Ontology annotation, biological process: regulation of DNA-templated transcription; DNA-templated transcription.